AUGCCUCCCUUACCUAUAAAUCUUACCGCGGUUCCAAUCGCUUUCAUUAAUGCUGUAUUAAAAAAUGAAAAUGAAGGUAACGAUCGUAACACAAAUUCUAGCAAAGCUCAGCAAACCAAAUUGUUGACGUCCUCUGCCGAGAAAGAGGUUAUUUUCGCGUGUAUUCAAAGAAUUGAUGACAAAAUUCGUGACAUUAAGGCUGAAGUAUACAGAAUAAUUCUCAAUCGACAAGAUAUAUUCAUUAAGCUUUAUAAUGAAUCUAUUUUCUUGCGCGAUAAGAUCAAUACUAUUUUUACAGAAAUCGAUAAUGUAUCUCGAGAGAUCAAUGAUUCCGAGGUUGGAAUGAAACCCAAACUCAUCGCAGCAUUACAAGAGAAUCGAAUAAUAAUGCAGGAAGUUCAUAGUACUAGAUAUGUGGUUGAGACUUUAGAAUACUUGAUUGAGGUACAAAAUUCUGCUAAACGUUUUCAAGAGUAUUUAUCCCAAGGUCGAAUAGAAGAAGCUGCCGCUUCAAUUACACAUAUGGAUAGAUUAUUGGAGUCUCCACCUAUACAAACAGAUCAAAAAAUCCAUAUUUUUGAAAAAUUAAAGGAGCAAUUGGCAACCAUGAAAGAAACACUAGAUCAAAAUCUUGAUGAUCUUUUAACUGAGUCAAUUUCUUUUCAAAAACUUGGUGAAGAUGAUACUAGUGGUGUUAGCCUUACAAUCUUGUCUUCUGUACAAAAUUCAGAUUCACCAACACUUUUAACGUCCGUUUUUACUUCUCUCUCGGAAAUUGGCUCGAUUAAUAUGCAAUUAUCAAGGCUGAAAAAAAACGUAAUGAAAUAUCUUAUUAUUCCGUUAUUGAAAAAUCGAGAUUCAUUUAGAGCGUCAUUCAGGGUUGUUGACGUCAAAUCCAUGUUGUACAUUGGUCCAAAUUUGGAUGACACAAACAUAGUUGAUAAAGACCGAGAUGGUGUAUUUACACAUCUUAUUACUGUCUUCAGAUUCAUCUAUACGUUCAUAUUUGGUGGCCUUGAUCCAGUGAAAAAAGAGAUUGUGAUAUCACCAUUUGCCACUCAAUAUGCUUCUACAUUCGGAAAGUUUAUUUCUCAUGAUUUACGUGAUGCUGUGAUCAACGAGUAUUUGUCGUAUGCAAUACCAAUGGAGACCAGUGAAUUCAAACAGUUUGAACAAGUUGCAGAUGCCGUGAAACGUUUUCAAACUGAAAUGCGUCGAAUGGGAUUCAUGAGAUCAACUAGUGGGGAAGAGGGAGAAGAAAGAACUUUAGACAAUAUAUUUGAUAGCUUAAUAAUCACUGAGGAUUCCAAUGACGUCAAUGAGAAUAGCAACAGAGAGAUCAAUGAUGGUUCAGUUGAAAAUAAUUCAAGAGUAGAAAACAAUUUAGAAAUAAAUCAAAUAAAUCAGCAAAGUUGUGAAGAUGAAUCUAUUAAUUCCACACAAGAUAAUAAUCCUAAUGAAGGAUGGGAGGUUGAUUGGGACGAAGCUUGGGAUAAUGCCGACAAUUGGGAUAGUACCAACAAGCAAAAUGAGUUAUCUAGGGAAACAAAUGCCCAUGAUUCAGAGGUGGUCAAAGAACCAGAAAGAUACUCUAUUUCAGUCAAAUCUAAGCCGCUAAUAGAUCUGACAAUAAGCACUUUGAACGAAGCACGAAACCUAAAUGAAAAGAGUGGAAUACGUCUAUAUAACGCAACGCUUGAUCUUUUUGAUCUGUAUCGUGCCAUUAUGCCGGUUUAUCACUCGAAUAGUUUUACUAAUGUACCUACUCUGUCUAUGUUGUUCCAUAAUGAUUGUAUUUGGCUAGCGGAUCAACUCAUAAUUAUCCAAGAUCAGUUUAUGAACAGCUUAUUAUCACAAGAAAAUAAUGAAUCAGAAAACUUUGAAUCUAAAAUAUUAUAUAGUGAUAUGGCAAACAAAUUACGGGAUUUAGGAAACGAAUGGUAUGAUAUUCAACUAGAAAAACAAAAAUCAGUUCUUAAAGAAAUUUUGGACGAAAUGGAUGGUGUGCAACUAACGGCAAAUGAAGAACGAUUUGAAACUUGUCAACAAACGAUGAACAAAGUGAUGUAUACUAUAAAACACCUAUCAAAAAUUUGGAAGGAUGUGUUGCGACUCUCGGAAUAUUACAUUAUAUUAGGCGCUUUGAUAAAUUCAGUAUUAACUAUUAUGAUCGAGAAUUUAGAGGAUCUAUAUGACAUUUCCGCAGAAGAAUCUCAUCAAUUAAAUUUAAUAUAUUCGAUGCUUUUCCCGUUGGAAGAAAUAUUCAGGAAGAAUGGGCCAAAUAAAAUCGAAAAUCAUGUUAAAUAUUGGAAAAAAUUCUGCUAUAUAACCGAUAUACUCGAAUUUUCUUUAGCUAAUAUUAUGGACAGAUUCCGCUCUGCUGAACUAAAUUGUUUUACUAGUAAAGAAUUGGAAGGUCUCAUAUGUGCAUUAUUUGCAGAUACUACGUUAAGAGAACAAAGUUUACAGGAGAUUAGACGCGGGCAUCCUGUUCCGGAAAAUUAA
Molecule: messenger RNA, 2505 nt
Organism: Dentiscutata erythropus
Lineage: Eukaryota; Fungi; Glomeromycota; Glomeromycetes; Diversisporales; Gigasporaceae
Source: the annotation of a GenBank genome assembly